Spodoptera frugiperda (fall armyworm) is the source of this 2507-nucleotide messenger RNA. It is a transcript of the gene Pex5, whose product is annotated as peroxisomal targeting signal 1 receptor. The record is from RefSeq and is a predicted model, not a curated record. Lineage: Eukaryota; Metazoa; Arthropoda; Insecta; Lepidoptera; Noctuidae. Gene Ontology annotation, cellular component: cytosol; peroxisomal membrane. Gene Ontology annotation, molecular function: protein binding. Gene Ontology annotation, biological process: protein import into peroxisome matrix, docking. Bases 673 to 2286 code for a protein of 537 amino acids. The transcript has a single exon.
UUGGUCAUAAAAUAUCGUACUAACUACAAAAACAUCAGUAAAUAAUAAAAAUAAUGAUAUUUCUGCCAGUAUUGGUAUUAAUAAAUGUUUAUUGGUGUAUUUGGCAAACAAUGAAAACUAAAACAACUUAAAUCAAACUAGUCGUUAUCUAUUUAUUGAAGCUUUUGUACUUAGUUCGGGUUUUUUUGACUAAAACCAAAAAGUUGAAUACCUAUCUCAGAAACUAUCAAGUCACUUUCGGACCAAGGUCCCCCUAUACUUAUUAUACUCUUUGGACCUCAGGAAUAAUUUUGUAGGAAAUAAUUUGUAUAAUCACAACGAGAGUAAUACGUCGAAUUACAAGUCACUCUGUAGAAAGGUACCUAUCAAAAUCUUUAUUGAUCCAAUGUAUGUAGAAGAAAGUAUCUAGACCGUACCUAGUAUACAAAUGGCUCCCAUACAACAAUAGAGAUAAAAUUGUGACCAUGUGAAUUUGAAUUUUAAUAUAGCUACACCUACAUCAGACAAAUCUCGCUCCUAAAAUAAUAUAAUUUUUAUAUAAUUGCUGUGUGUGCGUGUGGUUUCUAAACUGGCGAUUAAAACGUCAAAUGAUAUUUUGCGACUUGUUUAUGUGAACUUUGUACAUUUUCAUAGUCUUCGAAUUAGAAUUUCGAUACGGAUAAGACAGCAAAAAUGUCAUUAAAUAAACUAGUAGGUGGAGACUGUGGGGGGAAUAAUUCUUUAGUGCAACUAUCGAAUAUUGUGCGUCGUGAUGCUGGUCUACCACAACCACUCUCACAAGCUGACAGGUUUGUUAACGAAUUCAUGGCACAGAAUUCGCAGACACCACAAACCUUUAAUAUGAAUACUCUUCUCAACAAUUUGCCUCAAGACAAAACUGUUAAAACUACGCCUGGUCCCUCAACAUCGUCUUACGUUCCAAAUGUCAAUACCCACAUGAACAGAUCAUGGACAGCAGGUCCGUCUCCUUCAUAUAUGACACACAGUGUAAUGCCCAGUUAUCCCAUGAUGCAGCAACCAAUGCUACUCCCGCAUGCUAGGACAAUGCAUCCACAUUUACAAUUUAUCACUGAAGCUGAACUUGCAAACAUGUCAAGCGCUGAUGUUCAAGCUAAAGCUCAAGAGUUUGUUAACACUAUAAAGAAUGACAAUGAAGUGGAAUAUAAUGAAUUCAUGUCCUUUAUGAAAAAAGUAAGUGCUGGAGAAAUUCGCUUAACCGAAGAUCCUGGCCUAGAUCAGACAGAAAGGAAAAUGAGCAAAGAGGACAUAUUAGAGGAAAUGAAUGAAAAAUACAAAGAAGAGUGGGAUAAACUUAGUGAUGUUAAUAAUUACUGGGACUCUGAAGCUGCAAAUGGGAUUGCUAAAGAAUAUGCCUUCUCUGAAGGUAAUGUUAUGUUGGAAAAUAAAAGUGCUUUAGAAAUUGGUAAGGAAAAAUUGAAAAUGGGUGAUGUUCCUGGAGCUGUCUUGUGUUUCGAAGCUGCUGUACAACAGCAACCUGAUUCAGCUGAGGCCUGGUUCCUUCUUGGUACAACACAAGCUGAAAAUGAACAAGAUCCUUGGGCUAUAACAGCUUUGAAAAAAUCUUUACAAAUUGAUCCUACACAACUGGAAGGAUAUAUCACAUUGGCAGCAGCAUAUACCAAUGAAAACAUGCCGAAACAUGCUUACAUCUCUUUACUUAAUUGGCUAAAGGCCAGUCCAAAAUAUUCUGAUCUUGUGCCUCAAGAUAUAGAUCCAAUGAAAUUGGAUGUCAAGGAGUUGGAGCGUCAUGUAAAGUCAUUGUAUCUUAAAGCAGUGCAUACAAAUGCUGAUGAAAUUGACCCAGAUGUCCAGAAUGCUAUGGGUGUAGUGUUCAAUAUCAGUCAGGAAUAUGACAAAGCUGUAGAUUGUUUCCAGACAGCUUUGAUGGUAUCAAAUGAUAAUGCAAAACUUUGGAACAGAUUAGGAGCCACUUUGGCAAACAGCGACAAGUCAGAGCAAGCUGUAGAUGCUUAUCGCCAUGCCUUGGGUUUGGAACCUGGAUUUAUACGCGCCAGAUACAAUGUUGGAAUCACCUGUAUGAAUUUAGGAGCUCACAAAGAGGCUGCAGAGCAUUUCUUAGUGGCACUCAACCAGCAACAUAAAGCUAAGAGCAUGUUUCCAGAGUCGGCUGCUACUGACACUAGUUCUUCAACAAUUUGGACAACUUUGAGGAUGGUGUGUGCCUUUAUGGGAGAACAUGAUCUUGCAACUUUAAUUGAUGAGAGGAACUUGACUGAACUGAAUAAAGCAUUUCAGAUAGAAUAAAGUUAAGCAUUUGGAGUUGGGGAAUGAGUUUCUAUUGUUUUGUAAAUAAAUAUUCUAUUAGACAUUUACAUAUAAAAUGUAUCCAAUUUAAAUAUAAAGUUAGUCACUGAAUUACUAAAUCUUCGAUACUUUCCAUAUUAUUUUGUAAUUUUACAAAUUGGGUGAUACUAUUUAAUUUAAUGGAAUGGGACUGAAAAUGAAUAAACAUUUUUUUAUUUUUC